Didymodactylos carnosus is the source of this 1071-nucleotide messenger RNA. Lineage: Eukaryota; Metazoa; Rotifera; Eurotatoria; Philodinida; Philodinidae. The record is from the annotation of a GenBank genome assembly.
AUGUAUAAAACAGUGAAAAUAAGCGAUGUCAAACCAGAACAAAAAGGUGCCAAAAAACGUUUGGAUAAUCGUCCAUUCACAAUAGAUGAUAGUUAUUGGAUAAAUAAGAUUCGUGAUUAUGGUUCACAAGAGUCAGCUAAUCAAUAUCGAAUACAGUAUCAAAUAUCCAAUUCUAACUUUACCGAUUAUUCUAUGAAUCCUGUGCUCCAUUCGUUUAUGUGGGCUUAUAAUAAUCAUGAAGAUGUAAUUCUAUCUCCCGAUGAUUUAUGGUUAAUGAUAUUAAUUUAUUUUUCAAAAUAUGUCAACGAUAAUGCCGAACAAUUGCGUAGUUUAUUUGUUGAUCAUCAAGGAAAGAAAAAGUUAAUAGUUACUGAGCCAAUGGGUAAACGAGAAGAAGAUUGGACUGACUUUUUUGAAAUGAUGAAAGAGAAAAUAUCAGAAAAUGUAAAAAAUGAGGAUAUUAUUGAUCAAUUAACAUCAAAUUUUUCAACAACAACGGAGAUUGAAUCAAUUUUGUCUUAUGCCUGUAUAAUGGAUACGUUCCAAGCUUAUUUUUCUUAUGGUCGAUGUAUUCCUGGUUGCGGGAUAAGAGCUGUUCAUUUUGAAGGUACAUUGGAUGAUUGGCAUUUAUUGAAAAAUAAAACGGAACAGUUAAAAAUGUAUACUAAAAAAUGUGAUAAGUAUGAACAAUAUUUGGACAAUUUAUUGCCAAUAUUAGAUGAAUUUAUCAAAACAUAUCAGGGACAAGUGAAUUCUAUCUUUUGGGACCAUAUAAUGGAUUUAAACAAUGGUCGACUAGGUUCAGGUAGAACAACGUAUCUUACUGGAUGGAUAUUAAAACUAUUUUAUGGUGUUGAUAUUAAUUCCAAAAACAUUGACUUCGAUGCUAUUAAGCUGAAUAAUAUAAAAGUACCAGUUGAAGUUGAAAAUCAUUGUACUGGGAAAAAGAAAACAUGCUAUGUUAUCGGUGGAUUUCAUGGUGUUUAUAGCGAAGAUCACAAACACAAACCCGUUAUGAGUUUGGCUGUAAUUGAAGAUUUAUCAACGAUAAAAAGUCUUGGAAGUGCUUAA